AUGGCAAUGAGAGCGAGACAAAAAGUGCGCGCUCCUAGAAGGGCACUAGGCAACAAAAACGGCGACUUCGAAGCCAUCUGGGCUGUGCUCUCUUCUUCACUGCGUGAAAUAAAUACCAAAAAUGCCUCCUCUCUGUCGUUCGAAGAGCUGUAUCGCAGCUCGUACAAAAUUGUCAUAUUGUCUAAAGGCGAGGAGCUGUAUGAGCGGGUCAAGCAGUUGGAACAGGAAUGGUUAAGCAGCCAUGUCUGUCAAAAUAUCGUGUCUGCGAUUUCGCCGGUCCUCCUCCUAAAUAUUGAUCCCUCGGAUAUUUCAGACCAGGCAAACGAGCGCAGAGCUGCAGGAGAGAAAUUUUUGGCGGCAAUGAGAGCGGCUUGGGAAGACCAUCAGCUUUGUAUGGGCAUGAUUACGGAUGUGCUGAUGUAUAUGGAUAAAAAUAUGAGCAACGAUCAGAAACCUUCAAUAUAUACAGUGGCGAUGUGCUUGUUCCGUGACCAUGUUCUCCGCUCCGCUGUACCAGACAGCAACUCGACCAUUUACAACAUUUUCGAGUCAACUGUUCUUUUCAUGAUCCAGUUAGAAAGAACUGGAGAGAUUAUAGAUCGGCCUCUCGUCCGGCAUUGUAUUUACAUGCUAGAAGGGCUUUACGAGACGGUUACGGAAGAGGAGUCAGCUAAGCUAUACCUUUCAGUAUUUGAGCCUGCGUUUUUGGAAACCAGUAGAACAUUCUACCAGAAUGAAGGACGUCGACUGCUUGAGACUGCCGAUGCAGCUACGUUUUGCCGCAUCAGCUCGGAGCGGAUAUCAGAAGAGGAUGAGCGUUGCCACGCUACGUUGUCAACAUACUCGGAGCAGAAGAUCAAGGGAGUGAUAGAUACGGAAAUGAUCAGUAAAAAUAUCGCAGACGUGAUCAACCUUGAAGGAAGUGGAGUCAGGCAUAUGCUGGAUCAUGACAAAGUGCAAGACCUUGCUAAUGUGUAUGAACUUAACGCCCGGAUUGAUGCGAAGAAAGUCGCCUUAACCAAGGCCAUUCAGAAACGAAUUGUUCAGCUGGGCGAUGAAAUCAAUGCAGCAGCUAAGAAUUUUGCUACCUCUGCAGCUCCGGUAGCCGACGGUGAAAAGAAAUCAAAAGACGAGAAGGAAACUCAAAAACCUGCGGCGCCACCGGUAAACUACCAAACAGCGGCAGCAAUUAAAUGGGUAGACGACAUUUUGAAUUUGAAGAAGAAGUUUGACACGAUAUGGGCGCGGGCCUUCUCGUCGGACCAAGGCAUGCACACGUCGUUCACAAACAGCUUCUCGGAUUUCAUCAAUUCAAACAACCGCAGCUCUGAGUAUUUGUCGUUGUUUUUUGACGAGAAUCUCAAAAAGGGCAUCAAGGGCAAAACGGAUGCAGAGGUUGACGUUUUGCUGGAAAGCGGAAUUACGCUUUUACGAUACAUUCGCGACAAGGAUCUCUUCGAGACAUAUUACAAGAAGCAUCUCUCCCGACGUCUGUUGAUGAAGCGAUCCGUCAGUAUGGAUGUUGAGCGGCAAAUGAUCUCCAAAAUGAAGAUGGAAGUUGGCAAUCAGUUCACGCAAAGGCUUGAAUCGAUGUUCAAGGACAUGACCGUCUCUGAAGACCUGACAAAUAGUUACAAGACACACAUGUCGCGGACAGGUUCGGCGGACUCGAAGAGGUUCGAGCUAGAAAUCAGCGUCCUCACAAGCACGAUGUGGCCGAUGGAGAUAAUGUCCAGUUCAAAAGACGGCGAGAUGCAAUUACCUUGCAUAUUUCCGAAGGAGGUCGAUACAGUACGUCAAAGUUUUGAGAAGUUUUAUCUUGAUAAACACAGCGGACGGAAGCUAUCAUGGCAGGCAUCGAUGGGCACGGCAGACAUUCGAGCAACCUUUCCUCGUCCCGAAGGAAAAUACGCACGACAUGAUCUAAACGUGUCUACCUAUGCAAUGGUCAUCCUGCUCCUUUUCAACGACCUUCCCGUCGACCAGUCCCUGACAUACGAAGAGAUACAAGCGCGCACACGGAUCCCAGACCACGAUCUCAUUCGCAAUCUCCAAUCACUUGCAGUUGCGCCGAAGACACGAGUACUUAAGAAAGAUCCCAUGAGCAAAGAUGUGAAACCGACGGAUCGGUUUUUUUACAAUGCAGCAUUCAAGAGUCAGUUCACGAAAGUGCGUAUUGGCGUGGUCAGCAGCAGCGGGAAUAAAGUAGAGAGCCAGAACGAGCGCAGCGAGACUGAGAAGAAGAUGAAUGAGGAGCGAGGGGGCAGCAUCGAGGCUGCUGUUGUUCGUAUAAUGAAACAACGCAAAAAACUAGCUCACUCGCAACUCAUCACCGAAGUCCUCGGACAACUGGCCGCUCGCUUCGUGCCGGACGUGAACAUGAUCAAGAAACGCAUCGAAAGUCUGAUAGACCGGGAAUAUCUGGAAAGAAUUCCGGAUUCAGAUCCACCGGCAUAUGGAUAUGUGGCAUAA
Messenger RNA from Talaromyces atroroseus, 2472 nucleotides. RefSeq lists its product as hypothetical. NCBI's taxonomy places the organism in Eukaryota, Fungi, Ascomycota, Eurotiomycetes, Eurotiales, Trichocomaceae. The transcript has 4 exons. The coding region runs from base 1 to 2472 and encodes 823 amino acids. Gene Ontology annotation, biological process: protein ubiquitination; ubiquitin-dependent protein catabolic process. Gene Ontology annotation, cellular component: Cul3-RING ubiquitin ligase complex. The record is from RefSeq and is a predicted model, not a curated record. Gene Ontology annotation, molecular function: ubiquitin protein ligase binding.